GGCUCCGCCCCUCUACGGCUUUCCCGCCUUCCCCUGUGUGGCUGCCAUGGCAACGCGGCGCGGGAGGGUCCAUCUUCAGAGCUUGAUGCAGAGUCCCACCACUUGGAAAAGACUUAGCCAUGGCAGGUAAAGGCAGCAAACCCAAGCGUGGCAAAGGCAAAGGUGCCAAUAAGAAAGAGAAGAAGGUGGUGAAGGAAGUGGAUAUCCUCGGCCCAGAUGCCAUGCUCAACGCUUACUACGUCUGCCACAAUGCUGCUGCCUGCCUGGAGUUACGGGGCUUUCCCUGGCCUGGCUCCCCCAAAAAGAAGGGGAAGAAAAGAAAGUAACUGGCUGGAAGGUGAAGGACUUGGUGGAAACCAGGCUCCCCUGGGAAGAAGAGACUUUUCUGUGGAUUAGACUCUGGUGCUUAGCUCAUAUUUUGCCUGUUGUGUCCAUACAAAGAUGCUCUUAUUAUAGCUCCAGCCUAGAGUAACAAAUGGUGAGUGACACUGUGCUGUUGUAAUUUCAGCUGUGGCACUUCACCCUCUGGUUCUGUGUGGAAUAAAACUCACUCCUCUGCAGUCUGAA
This is a messenger RNA of Strigops habroptila (Kakapo), 567 nucleotides long. RefSeq names its product small lysine rich protein 1 (gene SMKR1). The transcript has 3 exons. The record is from RefSeq and is a predicted model, not a curated record. Lineage: Eukaryota; Metazoa; Chordata; Aves; Psittaciformes; Psittacidae. The coding region runs from base 120 to 326 and encodes 68 amino acids.